This is a messenger RNA of Parasteatoda tepidariorum (common house spider), 4162 nucleotides long. RefSeq lists its product as uncharacterized. NCBI's taxonomy places the organism in Eukaryota, Metazoa, Arthropoda, Arachnida, Araneae, Theridiidae. The record is from RefSeq and is a predicted model, not a curated record.
UUCGGCUUUUCCUUUUAGUUUCACUCACAUCCUGAAUUUGUUAAAUGUCAAUUUCGCGACUAAAGUUUAAUUUUGUCCAAAUAUUAAAGAGUUUUUAAUUUCUCCGGAAAUUUAAAUACGCGAUGUUGAGUUUUUAUUGGGGUUGUAUUUAUUUUAUAUUUCAUUUUGUUUGAUUUCAUUUUAAAAAUGUAUUCUCGGUGUAAUCAUGCCGCAAGUUUCUUAUUUAUUUUUUUCUCUAAUUUUCCAUUUCUUGAUGCUCAAAAUUCUACUCUCAGCUAUUUUAUUACUGAAGAUAUAGGUGAAACUUUAAUAGCAACCACUGAAAUAGAUUUAACUAAAUGGACUACUGUAAAGAUAACAAAAAGACCUCUUACCAAAUUUAAAAUCAAAAAAAGGACAUCCCGUAAAAUUAUUGGAGAGAAAUGCUCAUCUUUCAGAGACUGUCCACUCACAGCCUUAUGUGUGAAUGGUAUUUGUUCCUGUCCUUAUGACUAUUAUAACUAUGUGCCUCAAUCAGAUCCCGAACUUUCUGUUUGUCGCAAGAAAUUGAAAUUUGGAUUUCUGUGUACUUUGACAGAAGAUUGUGUUGGUUACGACUCCAAUUCUGCUUGCUCAGAUGGUGUUUGCAAAUGUAUCAAUGGUACACAUUAUAUAGGAUCUCGCAAUUUGCUUUCCUACAAUAAACGAUGUUAUAAAAUUCUGGAUAGAGAAGGUGAUGUGUGUGACAUUGAUGAACAAUGCAGUAGAUUAGCAGAUAAUCACCACAAGUGCCGGUGCAUUGGUAGAUGUGAUUGCACCAGUACUAAUAGUUAUGGUGGUUGUAGCAUUUGUCAUGAAAAUAUUAAAAGGACCUUUUUUGGAGGUGCUGCAUUUAUUGCAAUUUUAUUCACCACUCGUGUUUUUUCUAGAGUUAGGAAACGAACGAGUUCCCAACAACAGCAGAAUAUGAGUUUGAGUGGUUCGAGAGAAAGAUGCUACCGAUUGAAUACCAGUCGUACGGUACCCUUGCCAUCUGUCUCGUAUAGCCGUAGUAAUCUGAGAUCCAAUCGUCAUAUAGCAUCAUCUUUACCGGAUGUAUUUUUGAUUGAGAGUCAUAAUUUGAUAGGCCUUCAUUCAUCUAAUACUACAGACUUUUACCCACAAACUAGUCCUUCUAAUACUGAUCGAUCUACCGAAAGAAGUGAAGAUGCUCCACCAUCCUAUGAGGAUAUUAUUGGAAGGGACCACUUAGUCUGGAGCGAACCACCUCCAUCUUACCAAGAAGUUGCCUCCAAAAGUCCUUAAACAUGAAAAAUGUCUGUAUAAUAAAAUAGAGAUGGGUGAAUUUUGUUUCCUUACCUCUAUAAAUUGUUUACUCAAAUCUCUAAUGUUUUAAAACUGAAGAUGUAUUGUCUAAGCGUAACUCAUUGUAGCCAUGUUAGUAUUUACGUAUAGUAUCUGAAAAACUAGAUGGUUUCUAAAUUUUAUAUCACAGUUUUUAAAAAAAUAUAUGUAGUAGAUAUAUUUAAAACUUAAAAGUGGUACUAAACCAGCAUAAAUUGAUACACUUAAUUUUUAUAGGAAUUUAAUGUGCUAUAAUUUUAAUAAUAAGAAGAAAAAUUAUAUGUUUUAUUUUAAUAAUAAUAGAAAUUUUAAGUGCAAAUUUUCUGCACUUAAUUUUUAAGCUUGCCAUAGGAAAACAUUUUUAAACUGUCCUAUAAUUUUUUAUUAUAUAAAAUUUGGACAUAAAAGAAAAAUCAGUUUUCAAUGAAUCCUUCCUUACAAUGGCAUUCAAUUAUAAAAUUUCGCUAUAAGAGAAAAAAACAUUUUUUUUUCUUAAGUCAGAUCUUCUAUAAAAGAUUUACAACAGAAAUAGAUAAUGUUUUUGGAUUCUAAAGAAGUUUUACUCUUACUCUCUGCUAAAAAUACUGUUGUUAUCACUUUUUAAAGAAUUCAAGUUCUUUGGAAGUUUGCUCAGAAAAUUUUUAAGUUUAAAAUGCUUACAAUUAAAUAACAGUGAAAUUAAAUCUAUGCUUCCUUAUAUUACUUACCUUAUUUAAAUCUUUAAAAAUCGAAAAUAUAAAUAACUGAAGUAUUAUAGUUAUAGAAUUGCUGAUUUAAAUAGCUCUAUUACAUGCAUUAGAAUUUCAAAAUUACAUGAAUGUGUAUUAUUGUAAUUCACCCAUCUCUAAGGAUGUGUAAUUUUCCACAUAUAUUACUUUUUAAAAGCCUUAUAUAAUUAUGGGAACAGAUAUAUGGAAUAUUUUAGCUAAUAAUUUUAUUUAUAAAUAUAUAUUUUUAUGCAUAAUACACUGCUAUGUAGUUUAUAAAGUUUGAACUUUAAAUGUAUAUCCUCUUUAAAAGAGAAAAUAUUCAGGAAAUGGCAUCGAUAUCUUGCCAAAUCAUUGAACUUUCAAUUUCAUGGGUGAGGGAGAAGUAAAUAAAAUCCACUGAAAAUUAGUAAUAUGAAAAUUGUUCAAUUUUUUUGAAGGAAAAAAAAGAAAUUUUCUUGGUGUUUUUCAUCAUUACAUUUAUUCUGUGGGCAGAUGCAAGUGAAAUCCUAACUACGCAUGCGAAAGAACUUGAUAGUCAAUUAUAAUAUCUCAUGUAACAAUUUGAAUAUCUACCUUUUUAUGAACAGGUUUCUUUGUAAAUUGAGUCUAUUGAGACUGCCUUCCAACAAUUUAAAUCUGCUUUUCAGUCAUAUGUUCGCAAAACCUACUAAUUGACUGUAAUCAAUUAAACUAAAAAAACUAAAGUAUUAUUUGCAGAUACAAUAAUGGGAUCUUGAUUAUCUGAAGUAACUAAGACCUGGGUUGCAAAAAAGCCAGCCUUUUCUGAAAAAGUUCAAUAAAUGCUGGUUUUUAUUAUGAAUAGUUUAAGUUUUGCAGCUCUUUUUAUUUUGUGUCUUAUUAUUCAUAAUUAACAUACGUGCAUUUAAAUUCAAUUUAUUGAUUAUUAUUCAGUAAAAGUAGCUAAUGAGCUGAAAACAAUGACUACCUAUAGUUUGUCUUCGGUAAGAACUCCCCCCCACCGCAAAGUCUGAGGCAUUCUGCUGCUAUGGAAACAAGAAUAGCACAUUUUAGGAAGGGUAGCUUCUCUUUACUCUAGGCCUAAUACAGUAGACCAAAGAAAAAGAUACCCUUUCUUUCGUCAACCCGAGCCAAAACCUGUCCUAUACAAUGACCCUACUUGAAAUAGUUAUACCACAUUACCAUAGUCACCGCCACGGGUCCUGACGAAUGGCUAAGGGAUUGCUUACUUUCUACAAACUAUACAGUUCUUUAUAUUGUAGCACUAUGAUUUAAAAGUUUCACUUAUUUAAAUUGCAGAAGCUCCACUUUUAGUUUAUAAAUGUAAAACUUGGUUUUCAAAAGUAUGUAAGCAAUAAUAUUUAAUAAAUAAAUUCCAAUGUAUUUUCAUUCAUAGAUUGAAAAUUUAGUAUUUUUUAAAAAAAAUUAUAGUGCUAUUAUAGCAUUUAAUUUUAAUAUUACCAUUCUUUUUUUUAAAUUGGUAUAAAGAUAUUUUAUUUUGGAAUUCCGUAGCACUGUUGUCCUAGUUAGCAAUACUCUUUAGUUUCUUUUUUGAAUUAACCAUUUGUGGAUAAUAGUAUUCAGUUCUCAAUUGUUAUGUAUUUUAGUAUAUUUUCCUUUAUAGAACUUUCUCUAGGUUUUAUGCACACUACAAUAUUAUACCUAUAUUGCCACUAAUUUGACAUGCUUUUUUUUUUGUUCAAAAGUGAAGAACAUGGUAGUAAAAUAAUUAUAAAAUUAUAGUACAAUAAUAACAAUGAAAUAAGUAAAAUUACAAUUUUAAGAUUUCUUUAGAAAAACCUACCAACUUCACCAAUUAUUAUAAUGUUUCUUUAUUUUUCACAUAAAAUUAUAAAUUUUAUAUUGUCAUGCUUUACAAUAGGAUAAUUAUUUAAAAAGCUCCAAGUGAAAUUGUAUUAUGACAUGAUGGAGAUUCUGCUUUGUAUGUUUGCCUCCAAAUUAGAAAUAGACAGUAUGUUUCUUUUUGUAAAUCAUCCAAGGUACAUCACUUGCUUGCAUCUCAUCAAUCUUUUUACUGUCCAAGAUGACAAAAUUGUGAGUGAGUUUAAUCCUUGGGUAGUAUGGAAGAAUAUAAAUUUGUACAUGGUAAUAAUGUUUUUCAUCGUGUGAAAAAUAAAGGAUUGCACAUA